This is a messenger RNA of Anopheles stephensi (Asian malaria mosquito), 3559 nucleotides long. RefSeq names its product rhophilin-2 (gene Rhp). Lineage: Eukaryota; Metazoa; Arthropoda; Insecta; Diptera; Culicidae. Gene Ontology annotation, biological process: negative regulation of stress fiber assembly; signal transduction. The record is from RefSeq and is a predicted model, not a curated record. The coding region runs from base 784 to 3171 and encodes 795 amino acids. Gene Ontology annotation, molecular function: protein binding. The transcript has 10 exons.
GGUGUGCGCGUCGUUGGCAUCGCAUACGCGGGUUUGCUGUGCUGUGCGCUGCUCUCCCUUCAGUGCCAACUAAAUGCUUGCUCGCGACGGUCGUCAGUGUUUCGGUAUUAUAGUGCGCGGCUGCACGGGAACAUCACGCCCGGGGGUUUUAAGGGUGACCAAGAGUCAGAGUGAGUGAGUGAGUGAGUGAGAGAGAGAGAGCGAUAGAAAGAGAGGUACAAGAGAACAACAGAAACGAAACGGAACGAAACCAGAAGUAGAAGAGCAAAAAACAAGCGUCGCUCAGUUCUUGUUUUCCCUGUACCCUUUUUGUUUUGCUGACCUGGGUGGGUGCGUUUGUGUGUGUGUGUGUUUGUGGACCUUGUUUAUGGUCGGAAGAAUAGGGGGCGACAUCACACAAAUCACAUCAAUCAACGCGUGUGGUGCAUCAGCGACUACAAGUGGAAUAUAAGUUGGAAGUUGUAAAGUGCGUGCGGAAGUGCGGUCUUCUACCAUACCAAAAAACGGAAGUUUGCAAUAUAUUGUUGUGAUCGGUGUUACAAAUACAUCGGAGCACAAACAGAACGUGCCUACCUUGGCAUUACGGCGCCAUGUGCAGUGUGGUGCGAUGUGCGCUAACGUCUAGCCAGAACGAGAAUCACCCAUCAACAACCUGUGUCUGCUGCUAGUAAAGGUGGACCACCGGACGGUGUCUCCUCGUAUACGUCGUACACCUCGUACACCAAACAACCCAUUCAACCUACCCACCGAACAACCGACCGACCGGGAAACGGCGCACCAGAAAUGGAAAGUGACGAAAAGAAGGAUCAGGUGAAAGAACCGGCACCAUUCUCCUACAUGCGGGGUUCGGACCCGAGGGUGGCUACGUGCCGCGGUAAGCUGCAGAGCAAGCGGUGCAAGCUUAACCAGGAAAUCAACAAGGAGCUCCGGCUGCGGGCCGGUGCCGAAAACCUUUACAAGGCCACCACCAACAAGAAGCUCAAGGACACGGUAGCAUUAGAGCUGAGCUUCGUCAACUCUAACCUGCAGCUGCUGAAGGAGCAACUGUCCGAGCUGAACUCCUCCGUCGAGAUCUACCAGAGUGAAGGUCUCGACUACGUUAUACCGAUGAUACCGCUCGGGCUGAAGGAAACGAAGGAGGUAAACUUUAUGGAACCAUUCUCGGACUUUAUCCUGGAGCACUACAGCGAACCGUCACACAUCUACGAGGAUGCAAUUGCCGACAUUACCGAUACGAGACAGGCCGCAAAAACACCAACCCGAGAUGCGCAAGGUGUAUCGCUACUGUUUCGCUACUACAACCUGCUGUACUACGUGGAGCGACGCUUCUUUCCGCCGGACCGUAGCCUGGGCGUGUACUUCGAAUGGUACGAUUCACUGACAGGCGUACCCUCGUGCCAGCGGACGGUCGCGUUCGAGAAGGCCUGCAUACUGUUCAAUCUGGCCGCCAUCUACACGCAGAUCGGGGCCCGCCAGGACCGCUCGUCCGAGAAGGGUUUGGAUGCGGCGGUGGACAACUUUCUGCGUGCGGCUGGCGUGUUCCGCCAUAUCUUCGAUACGUUCACGAAUGCACCAUCGAUGGAUUUGAAGCCACAGGUGCUGGAGGUGCUAGUAGCGCUUAUGCUCGCCCAAGCACGCGAGUGUUUGUUCGAGAAGUUGCUGCUGCAGGUGGAAAAUCUUCCCGCCGGUAGAGAGUGUGUGCAGAAUCAUCGUGAUCUUUCCGGUGAAGCGACGCAACUGGCUCUAGAAUAUAGGGAGAUACAUCAGAUUAUUCACAGCAAUGAUGCACACACAUAUCUACCAGAAUGUUGGGCAGGACUAGUUCCGCUCAAAUCCGAAUACUACAAAGCACUGGCCCACUAUCACGCAGCAAAGACGAAAGUCGGAUCGAGCAACGCAAACGAAGACAGCUCACUGAUCAGCAACACCGGCAACAGUAAUCGGUGCAAGCAGCAACAGCAGCAGCAACGGUACGGCCGUGGUCUCGAACCGAAGGAUACGUUCAUUUUCGACGAAACAUCGUUCGAGUCCGAUCUCGACCCAACCGCGGUCCGGCGGGCGCACCUGCGUGAAUCACUCUCUAGUCACGAGGAAGCACAACGGCUCCAGCGUAUGUGCCGCGAGCUGAAGAACAAGAUCGCCCUCUCCAAGGUGCUAAACUACGCGCACGAACGGACCAGCGAGGAGCUGGAGGAGCUCGAGAUCGAUCGGACCUGCACCGUCAGCUCGAACCUGUCGUCCGCGCUGGACGAUUCCGACCUGGACGUGCUGGACGUAACGCUGAACGCGACCUCCAAGUUUACGAUCUCGCUCACCGGGCCCGACUUUACGAUGCACAAAAUUGAGGACCCGUUCCGGAAGCUCGGUCCGAUUGCGAUCUUCUCCGCCCGACGUCACUGGACGGCACCGCGCAGCGUGCGGCUGCAGAAAGGUGGCACAUCGUUCAUGCUCGGCGGUGGUACGCUCGAUCGCCGACAGCCGUACCGGGACGGGGCCAGUGUGGGGAACAGUAGCAGCAGCCGAAGCAGCAGCAACCAGCUGCAGCGCAAUCAAUCGAGCCGGUGCUGUGGCGAGUGUGCCAACAAGACGAACUACUACAACGAUAGCCGGGCGUGUGACGUUUGUCUGAAGGAUGUGUGCAACGUGUCGGAGCGGGAGUUCCGGGAGCUGAAGCUGCAGGACGGUGCCGACCAGCAGACGGUCGGCAGUGAGAGCGACGACGGUAGGGAUAUUAGCAGCUUCGGCUUUAACGUGCGCGGUGAUGCACCGGUCAUGAUAUCGACGGUGGAAAUCAAUUCCCUGGCAGAUCUGGGUGGCAUUAAGGAAGGUGACUUUAUCGUCGAGCUGUGCGGUGUUGACGUCAAGUGGUACACGCUCCAGCAGGUACUGAAGCUCAUUCGCAACUGUGAAAACAGUCUCGAACUGAAGGUCAUUACACCGAUGGAUCGGAACUAUCUGAAGCCAAUGGCGAUGAGUCACAGCAGCAAGGGUUCCAUCUCGACGCUGUCCGGCAGCUCGUCCGGCAUCUCGUCCGGUGCACCGUCCCCGACCGGUACCACCACCAAAUCGACCAAGACACGCUCCAAGCUGGGCAAAACGCGCCUGAGCAGCUUCACCUCCGGCAACUGGAACCCGUUCCGGCGAACGCAAAGCUUGGGCAAGAUAUUCUGAUCGAACCGUGCUUUUGUUAACAAUUUUAAGAAACAGUCCCAUUCACCGUACAAUGAAUGUGUCUGCCAUGCCAUUUCCGUAAAGCAAACAGUGUAUAGUGUAGUAGAAGUAUGCUAAACUGUGCGAGUAGUAGUGUAUGUUAUUAAAUAGUAAGCUUAACAGAGAUUACUUUUAGGUAGUGCAAAACGAUUGCGAUAGUGCGGACGGGAGAGGAACACACUGGAACAAAGUGUAAGAAAGAAUUAAAUAGAUACAUCAUGAAAACUGUGCUGUAGAGUUUAGUGGUUCCAAGACAAUAAAAUUUUACACAUAAUAAAUCUUAUAACCAUAUAAAGCAAUAACCAUAUCGUCUAGUUUUAAUAAUAAAAGAUGUGCUAAAUCGGUUUCA